Messenger RNA from Drosophila simulans, 2884 nucleotides. It is a transcript of the gene rl, whose product is annotated as mitogen-activated protein kinase ERK-A. Gene Ontology annotation, molecular function: MAP kinase activity; ATP binding. Gene Ontology annotation, cellular component: cytoplasm; nucleus. NCBI's taxonomy places the organism in Eukaryota, Metazoa, Arthropoda, Insecta, Diptera, Drosophilidae. Gene Ontology annotation, biological process: protein phosphorylation; intracellular signal transduction. The record is from RefSeq and is a predicted model, not a curated record. Bases 41 to 673 code for a protein of 210 amino acids. The transcript is spliced from 5 exons.
GAUAAACAAGUUCUCCGUUGACUAGUGUCGUUAACUUAACAUGUUCGUAAUGAUUUACGCCGUCGAUUUUGAUAAACCAUAUUUACGCGUUUGUUUUAAGAUUAAAAAAGAGUUGAGUAAUAUAUUCAUAUCUUUAGAACAAACGUUAGUCAUGGAGGAAUUUAAUUCGAACGGAUCAGUAGUUAACGGUACAGGAUCUAUGGAAGUUCCUCUAUCUAAUGCUGAAGUUAUAAGGGGACAAAUAUUUGAAGUGGGUCCUCGGUAUAUUAAACUCGCCUAUAUAGGUGAAGGAGCUUAUGGAAUGGUUGUGUCUGCGGAUGACACGCUAACAAGCCAAAGAGUUGCAAUAAAAAAAAUUUCGCCCUUUGAACACCAAACUUAUUGUCAAAGGACUCUCAGAGAAAUAACCAUAUUGACCAGAUUUAAACAUGAAAACAUUAUUGAUAUUCGAGAUAUUCUUCGAGUUGAUAGCAUAGACCAAAUGAGAGAUGUUUAUAUUGUACAGUGUUUGAUGGAGACUGAUUUGUAUAAACUACUUAAAACACAGACCUUCAGAUUUACUUUCAGAGAGCCUGAUAUGGAUGUUCCUCCUUAUUCUUUCUGUGAGCCUAACGUGAUAAGUCUCAACUAUACGAGCUUGAAUGUGUGGCAGCGCGUAUCGUUUUUGCUGUAAAUAUUCUGCUCUAAGUAGAAGGAAGAAUGUGUAACGUUAGUUCAGCAGCAUUGCAAGUGGCGAACUCCAAGGCCUGGUCUGACGGUAAACGACAUUGUUCUUGUCAAGGACGAAAAUCUACUCCCAAUGAGGUGGCCCUUUGGUGGAGUGCUUCAGCUAAUACCCGGAAGAGACCCUGUACUGAAACCAUCAUCAGGAAAGACAAGACGGGCAGUGAAAAAGUUGUGUAUGCUUCCCCUUAAAGACUCUGUUGAAAGCAUGGCUUCCAACGGAGGAAGCAUGCCGGUACGGACCCAGUAAACUGCCAGUAACAGGCGUCACUGGCUUUGACGGCCACCUUUGGAUCACACUUGUCUUCAUCUGGGAUUACCUCUCUAUGCCAAACCAGAAUUUCAACGAUCAGCAGUUGGACCGUCCUUCUUUUGAUUUCAUUAAUGUCAGCUUCGAAUAAGGAAAACAGCUUUAUUCGCGAUGCAUGUUUCGACAAGAAAACAUCAUUCGGCUUUGCCGUCCGCCAUGCAAUUUGAAGUUGAAUAAUGCCCUUACACUUACGUUUUUUAAGAAUAUGUUUGGAGUGAACCAGAAUCUUGUAAACUGUCGCUGUUAUUGAAACCUAAGAAAGCACGUCAACAAUUAGUUCCCCGUCCUAUGGCACUUGUUCAUACUUAUCUAGGUCAAUUGGCAAUGAACCUGACAAUCAUAUUAAAAUUUUCCUCAUGUUUGAAAUGACGAUAAAAGCGUCUGUUAUUUCGGGAGACAUUAUGCUGCAUGCUGCGCUAGCAGAAUUCCCAACAUUUGUGCUUCUGGUUUGUUUGGUCAACCCUAACUCCAUAUUUUCAUUUUAUAAAGAUUUUAUACAGGCUCUUUUUUAUUAAAGACUUUCAAUUUUUGGUCAUCAAAAAUUUAUUUUUAUAUUUGUCAUUUAUUUAUUUAUACUUUUCUGUCAUUAACAGUUAACUACAUAUUAAACUUUACGUAAUAUAAUUAUUAUUGAGGCAUGCAAAUUCUGCAAUAUUUUUGAGAAGAUCGAGUUUCAAAGGCCGAUAAAAUCGUUUGUUUUCGGAAUAAAAUUAUUCCCGUCUGCUGAAUAUAACACGCAGAGGCGUUACUGUCGUUGCAAAAAGAAACGAAUCGUCUUCAUUUGACUCAUUGAAUGCCUGUUUGUUUGUUUAUAUAGAUUAUUCAGUGCUUCCAUAAAAACCAUAAUUUAAUUUUAACUCAGCGGAUUCAAUUACUUAGUUCGUUUUCAUUGCCAUUGUAAUACCCUCACCUAAAUAAUUUAAUAUUCGAUUUAAACAUCUUGUAGGCUUACUUUGACUGAAUGGCACAGUACUUAUCCUUUUUGAGCCCAUGAUCAAUAAUAUGGCGCAGAGCCACCUCACUUCGUAAUGAUCUUCGCUUUAGCUUGGUAAAAGGCUAUUAUUUUUAAUACUGCAUAUAUUUAUACGACCCGAUCGUUGAGCCCAUUUUAACGUUCAUUACAAUAAUCCAGGGUUAUGUUUCUGAAGCCUGAUCUCGUCAAAAUGACCACAAAUUAAUUUCAGUAUUGCAUUCAGUUUUUUCAGUUGCGUGUGCCAUAUUUCUAGCAGGACCACGUUGUUAAUUGAGAGUCUGCUACCUAAACACAUACUCACCAAUUUGUAACAACUUUUUGAAACUAUUCAAAGUGGAAAUUUUAACUAUUGUCAGACCCCAACAUUGUCAGAGCACAACAUUUCUAGGGCUAACAAUAAACAAUAGAUACAACUGGGCAACCAACAUAGGCAAUGUGUACAGCCUCUGUAAACCAUCAUAAAACACAUUUCCUCCAAAAAAUACCACACCUCCUCCCUUAUCCAAAUAAUAAAUUCGAUAUUAAUCUAUAAAAUAGAUUGCCCACUUAAGGUACCGCCCAAAACACUUAACAAAUCGCAUAAAAAACAUCAAAACUCCAGGAGCUCUUAGAACAACACCAACUACCAACCUUAUAGUUGAAUCGCAAAUAAACACACAAGACAGAAUUCCUGACAUACAAACUUUCCAGCAAACUCUUACCCUCUUCCAACACACCCCUUAAAAAUCUCGUUACAACACCCAAUAAGAAAUUUAAAUACCCCAGAACUUAAGCUCAAUGUCCCCUUUUCAACAAUAACAAGAGUUCCAGUUCCCCAACUAUCAGAUACUUGUUACUCGGCUGGUUAUGAACAAAUAAAUAAGUCAGCAAUCUGUGUA